This is a messenger RNA of Pelobates fuscus (common spadefoot toad), 564 nucleotides long. RefSeq names its product signal recognition particle 9 kDa protein-like. The record is from RefSeq and is a predicted model, not a curated record. The transcript is spliced from 2 exons. The coding region runs from base 5 to 265 and encodes 86 amino acids. Gene Ontology annotation, biological process: SRP-dependent cotranslational protein targeting to membrane; negative regulation of translational elongation. Gene Ontology annotation, molecular function: 7S RNA binding. NCBI's taxonomy places the organism in Eukaryota, Metazoa, Chordata, Amphibia, Anura, Pelobatidae. Gene Ontology annotation, cellular component: signal recognition particle, endoplasmic reticulum targeting.
CAGCAUGCCUUAUCACCGCACCUGGGACGAGUUCGCUCCGGCCGCAGAGAAACUCUACCAGGCCGACCCCAUGAAAGUUCGCGUGGUGCUAAAGUACAGACACUGUGAUGGCAGCCUGUGCAUUAAAGUAACAGAUGAUGUUGUGUCACUGCUGUACAGGACCGACCAGGCACAGGAUGUAAAGAGGAUUGAGAAAUUCCACAGUCAGCUGAUGAGAGUAAUGGUUGCCAGGGAAUCCCGCAGCACUGCCAUGGAAGCAGACUGAGAAUCUGAUAGCGCAGAGAAACGUGUUUCGGAGUAAUCACCAUGAGACGAUGAGGGAACAACUGAGAAAACAACAUGAUUAUAGGAUGCUCAGAUUAACUGAGAGAACGCUGAAAACAAACAAGAGGGCAGUUUGUGUCUAUUUGGACAUCUGGGGAAGUUUUAGAUAUUCUUUCAGUUGAAAGACUCUAUUUAUUUUUGGAAUUGGAUCAAGAAAUAUAAACCCAACUCUGGACAGCAUUCUUCCAAAAUAAGCAGUGUUUGGCAGGAUGUAAACUUGUAACUUUUUUUUAUUUUUAU